Messenger RNA from Nicotiana attenuata, 3653 nucleotides. RefSeq names its product KH domain-containing protein HEN4-like. The transcript has 8 exons. NCBI's taxonomy places the organism in Eukaryota, Viridiplantae, Streptophyta, Magnoliopsida, Solanales, Solanaceae. Gene Ontology annotation, cellular component: cytoplasm; nucleus. Gene Ontology annotation, molecular function: mRNA binding. The coding region runs from base 197 to 1891 and encodes 564 amino acids. Gene Ontology annotation, biological process: regulation of gene expression. The record is from RefSeq and is a predicted model, not a curated record.
ACAACACACAGCAGUGUACGUGGCCCGUUGGAUAAAAAUAGAAGGCCUUACUGCAGCACGACGAGGCGGGGUCAAAAACCCUAGAUAUUUAUCAACGCACACCCACAGAAAGACACACACAGUAAUCGCUACCUUCUGUUCGCUAGAUUCGUAUCCCUUAGCAGUUUACUCCCGAGUGUUUUGUCCAUAUUUUGUAAUGGCUGGUCGGCGGGAUAGCUAUGGGAAGCGGUCUCAUUCUCAGUCAGACUACAGUGAAAAUGGGGGAAAUAAAAGGAGAAGUACUAGAAACGAUAAGGAUCCUUUCUCUAUUGGCCCGGAUGAUACAGUAUACCGGUACUUGUGCCCAAUAAAGAAGAUUGGCAGUAUCAUAGGUAAAGGAGGGGAAAUUGUUAAACAAUUAAGGGUGGACACUAAAUCAAAAAUCAGAAUUGGAGAGACAGUACCUGACUGUGAUGAACGCGUUGUCACCAUCUACAGCUCAAGUGAAGAAACAAAUGAGUUUGAUGGCACUGAAGAUCGUGUUUGUCCAUCUCAGGAUGCCCUAUUCAGAGUAUAUGAUAAAAUUGUUAAUGACGACACUAUGGACGAGGACUCUGAGGAAGCACCACAGGUUACUGUUAAGCUUCUAGUACCUUCAGAUCAGGUUGGAUGUAUUAUCGGAAAAGGGGGACAGAUAGUUCAGGACAUUCGGAGUGAAACUGGUGCGCAGAUUCGUAUUUUGAAAGAUAAGCAUUUGCCUGCAUGUGCAUUGAGCUCAGAUGAACUUGUGCAGAUAUCUGGUGAAGUUGCUGUAGUGAGGAAGGCUCUCUAUGAAAUUGCAACUCGUCUUCACAAUAAUCCAUCCCGUUCUCAACACAUGCUAGCCUCCGAUGCACCAAAUGUCUACUCAUCGAGCAGUUCACUUAUAGCUCCUGCUGGUGGUGCUCCAAUUGUGGGAAUAGCUCCACUAGUGGGGCCGUAUGGGGGUUAUAAAGGGGAGAGUGGUGACUGGUCGAGGACUUUCUACUCAGCUCCAAGGGAUGAAUCAUCUUCAAAGGAAUUUUCUCUUCGUUUAGUGUGUCCAUCUGCAAAUAUUGGAGGUGUUAUUGGCAAAGGUGGUGUCAUAAUAAACCAAAUUAGACAAGAAUCUGGUGCAGUGAUCAAGGUUAAUAGUUCUAAUACUGAAGGUGACAAUUGUGUGAUUUCUAUUUCUGCAAAAGAGUUUUUUGAGGACACAUAUUCUCCCACAAUUGAAGCAGCAUUGCGCUUGCAACCAAGGUGCCGUGAGGAAGUGGAACGGGAUUCAGGUAUUAUAUCAUACACCACAAGGUUGCUGGUUCCAGCAUCCCGAAUUGGCUGUCUUAUUGGGAAAGGAGGAUCCAUAAUAAAUGAGAUGAGGAAAAUCACGAAAGCUAAUAUUCGUAUUCUCUCGAAGGAAGACCUUCCGAAGGUUGCAGCUGAAGAUGAGGAGAUGGUACAGAUAUCAGGAGAUCUUGAUGUGGCAAAGGAUGCACUCGUACAAGUAACUUCACGUUUAAGGGCAAAUCUUUUUGAAAAAGAGGGGCCCAUGUCUGCCUUUGUGCAAGUUCUUCCCUACCUCCCCAUGUCAACGGAUUCAGAUACUUUGAAAUAUGAAAACAGAGAUGCUAGGAGACAUGCACGAGAACAUUCCUACUCAACUGGGUAUGGUGGUACUAGUGAUCUUCCACAUGCUGAUGGUUUUGGAAGUUAUGGUACUCUCCAGAGUAGUAGUAGUUUAGGGUAUGGGGCAUAUGAAGGAUAUUCCCCUGCUUAUCCGAAAGAAGGAUAUUCCCCUGCUUAUCCAAAAGAAGGAUAUUCCCAUGGGCGUUCCAGUGGAUCUGGGUCAUCAAGGCAAAACUCUGCCUCCCGGAGAAAAAGUUAUGGUUAUUAGAGCUUGUAACAGGACCACAGCCGAGAUAUCUGAAGCCUGAAGCCAGCCUACUGUCACCUUUGAUGAAGCCUCAUGCCUAAACCAGAUGACCAGAUGAAUGCAGAUAUCGAAAUCCAUUGCCUACCUUGAUGUUUUCCUUAGGAGGACCAUGUCCGAAGAUCUUACCUACUAUCAAAAUUUGCCAAGACCUGACACCAUAUAUUUCCGAGAUCAAACUCUUGUGCUUCCAAGAACCUGUGUAGCCUGCGGCCUCAUCCUUUCUUCCCAUUUGUAGUCUACUAUAGAUGAAUUUCACUGUCAAAUCUCGGCCAUGUGUCCUGUUGUCUUGUUUUCAGUUUAUUGUUAUUUGUAUGAAUCUACUGUUAGUUGGAUUUUCAUAUUUGAUGCUGCAGAUGCUAGACCUGGUGGAGAUUUCUGUGUGUUGUUCUAGUUUUGAUUAUGAUGCAAUGUUGCGAAAUGAGCCCCUUCACAAUAUCUUCAAAAGUAUUGCUACGUUACUAGAAAGCCUGCAUAUUUCUUCAUUAUCUGCGAUAAUAUUCAAUCAUGAUUUCCUAUGUGUCCUUGUCAUUUUAUUGGCAAAAGUAUCUUGCUAAAAGUAGAUUGCUCUUCUGAAGAGGAUGUCGUGGCUAUGGAAUGUGCAUACAGCUUAAGCUACAUGGGUGCCUGCAGUUCUCUGUAGACACUGGAUCUUCAUUGCUGUGAUUAGUAGUGCUAUAUGUAUCAGUAAUGCCAAAACGCAGUGAUAUUCACUGUCAAUCAAUGUGGAAUCUGAUAGCUCUUGGGAGUACUGGUUGGAAUUAACUGAAGCAGGUAUAUAUCUUAUGGUAAGUCUCAAUAUUCUUUUUAUUGGAUGCUUACUUUUGUUAUAUGAUUUAUGUGCAAGUGCUGAUAUUAUUGCGCAAUGAAUCAGCAUAUUUGGUGGAAUUUACUCAUGUAUGCAAAAGUAGGUACUCAUAUUUUCUCUGCAUUUGUUUGACUAUAAUGUUGUUUCAAAAGUGUCUGCUCCCAUCUGAAGUUAAACCAUCUCUUCUUUGUUCUCUUUCAUACUGUUUUUGGACACAGUUAGUAUGCUUCAUUUGCUGAUGCCUUUAUUAUUGCUCCUAUCAUGCAAUGCUCCAUUGUUUGUCCUUCUUGAGAGUGGUGGGGGUUGAGUUGGAGGGUUGGCUAUGUCUUGAAGAAGGGUGGUUGAAUGAUAUGAGAGGAUACUUGUUUACAAAGACAAUCGAUCAUGGGGUGUGAAAAUCGAUCCUGAGUUGGGUUGAUCUCAUACAAGUAGUUGUACCAAGUUGAGGCUUUAGUAGGAGAUUGAUCCUACAACUAAUCAUGCGAAUUAGAAGUUGCUCUCCUAUUGCAUAGAAUAUAGAAGUUCUAUAUAAUUUGUCAUGUGUUAUCUUUCUUCCUUCCCCUUGCCCCCCCCCCCCCCACCCCCACCCCACCCACAACAACAACAACAAAAACACACAAAAAAACCCACCACACACACUCCAACAAAAAAAACCACCACCACCACACGCAGUUCUUUAAAAUCCCCCUGGUGGACAUCACAGUUGGAACUUGUUCUAGACAGUCGACUUGCUUGAUUAUUGACUGGAAUUACAACAGGUGCGGUAAAAUUACCCCUCAUAUGAUCCAGUUGUUUCUUAGGGUGGUAGAUGUUUUUUUUUAAUAUUUUGAUAUGUUUGAUGUAUUCAUUAGGUAUCCGUAUUUGUAAUACAACCUUUUGGAUGGUAAUAUUUUGCCUAAGAUUCGGAGUUUUUGUUUC